Paramisgurnus dabryanus is the source of this 1209-nucleotide messenger RNA. Its product is annotated as keratin, type I cytoskeletal 19. The record is from RefSeq and is a predicted model, not a curated record. Gene Ontology annotation, cellular component: cytoskeleton. Gene Ontology annotation, molecular function: structural molecule activity. NCBI's taxonomy places the organism in Eukaryota, Metazoa, Chordata, Actinopteri, Cypriniformes, Cobitidae.
AAGUCCUGCUCCAUAACCUGCCCAAAGCCCAUGACUUCAAAGUCCAUAAUCAUUCCUCGUCAUUGUGGUACGAAAGCCACCUGUGCACCCAAAGCCCACAGCGUCUACGGCUGUGGUUCUCUAGGAAGCACUCGGAUCUCCACCUGCACUUAUCUUGCAGGUAUUCGCUCCCCCUGCAUGCCACAUAAAAUCGGUGGAUGUCUUGGUGGAUUCGGUGCACGAAUAAUGGCUGGAGGUUGCCACAAAAAAGAUUAUGACUACAUUAAGAUGUCUGAGAAGUCCACCAUGCAGAACCUGAAUGACCGUCUUGCAUGCUACCUGGAGAAGGUGAGGUCUCUGGAGGCUUCCAAUGCCAGCCUGGAGAAGCUGAUCUGGGAAUACUAUGAGAAGAAGAGACCCAUCUGUCAGAAGGACUACAGUUGCUACCUGAACACCACUUACUGUCUGCAAGACAAGAUUAAAGAUGCCACCAUCAAGAACGCUGACAUCCUCCUGCAGAUCGACAAUGCUAAGCUGGCUGCUGAAGACUUCAGAAUAAAAUAUGAGCAUGAAUCAGUCAUGCGGCAGUGUGUGGAGGCUGACAUCACUAAUCUGCGCCGCAUACUGGAUAAGACAUACCUGUCAAAGGCUGACCUGGAAACACAGAUCUGCAUUCUGCAAGAGGAACUGGCGUUUAUGAGGAAGAACCACCAAGAGGAGGUGGCGUCACUGAUGUGUCAGUUGACACCGAACAUUUGUGUGGAAGUGGAUGCCGCUCCUCAACAAGACCUGAAUAAAGUUUUGGAUGAAAUCCGUUGUCAUUAUGAUACUAUCAUUGACAAACACCGUAAGAAGCAGGAAUGCUGGUUCAAAGAGAAGACAGCAGACUUGUGCAAAGAUAUGGCCAACAACACAGGGUGCAUGAAAACUUUGAGGUUACAGGUCGCAGAUUUAUGGCGCACCUUGCAGUGCCUGGAGAUCGAGCUACAGUCUCAAAUCAACCUGAAAGGAGCUCUGAAUUGUUCACUGGCAGACACAGAGGCUCGGUACGGUGCUAUACUUGCUGGAUUUCAGAAACAGAUCAAUGUGUUGGAAGCAGAGCUGUGUCAGAUGAGGACUGGCAUUGAGCAACAGGGUAAAGACUAUGCUGCCCUUCUGGACAUCAAGAGCCAUUUGGAAAAGGAGAUUGCCACCUACAGGUGCCUGCUGGAAAAUCAGGAUAUCCAGUAA